This is a messenger RNA of Esox lucius (northern pike), 1941 nucleotides long. Its product is annotated as gastrula zinc finger protein XlCGF17.1-like. Lineage: Eukaryota; Metazoa; Chordata; Actinopteri; Esociformes; Esocidae. Gene Ontology annotation, molecular function: DNA-binding transcription factor activity, RNA polymerase II-specific; RNA polymerase II cis-regulatory region sequence-specific DNA binding. The record is from RefSeq and is a predicted model, not a curated record. Gene Ontology annotation, biological process: regulation of transcription by RNA polymerase II. The coding region runs from base 244 to 1176 and encodes 310 amino acids. The transcript is spliced from 3 exons.
AUGGCCAGCCCUAUCUUCCGACCUGAACCCCAUUGAAAACCUCUGGAAUUUGAUCAAGAGGUAGAUUGAUGGUCACAAGCUGUCAAACAAAGCAGAGCUACUUUAUUUGUGUGACAGGAGUAACACAGAGCUCAGAGGGAGGACAAACCCAGCCUUCUGCUCUCCUUCCACACUGAGCCCAAACAGUUGUUACUGGAUUCUGAUUGUGAAAUUGAAGCUCAGGGGGCAUUGGGGGAUUCAGAGAUGACAUCAGUAAAGCUGGAAGACAAAAGUGAAAUGCUGGGACUGAAUGUUACCAUUAAAGAUGAAGAGGAGGAGAAGAAUGUGGUUAUCAUUAAUAAUGGAGAGGGAGAUUUACUCACUCAAGAUGGGAUUCCUGAAGUGGAGACGCUUGGAGGGAAACAACAGGAAGACUACAAGCAUAAGAAGUUUCCCCAUUUAGAAAAAAAUGUAUCAUCGCUUUCACAGUUAAAAAGACACAUUAAUAUACAUACAGAUGAGAAGCCUUUCUGCUGUUCUGACUGUGGGAAGAGAUUCUCUCUAAAACAUGGCCUUAAACGUCACCAGCGAAUACAUACUGGAGAGAAGCCUUACUCCUGUUCUGACUGUGGGCAGUGUUAUACUAGUUCAUCUGGUCUUACUAGUCAUCAGAAAUUGCACACAGGUGAGAAACCUUUCUCCUGUUCUGACUGUGGAAAGAGUUUCUCUCAUUCAUGUAGCCUUAAAUGUCACCAGCGCAUACAUACUGGAGAGAAGCCUUACUCCUGUUCUGACUGUGGGAAGUGUUUCUCUCAUUUAUAUAGCCUUAAAUGUCACCAGCGCAUACAUACUGGAGAGAAGCCUUACUCCUGUUCUGACUGUGGGAAGUGUUAUACUAGUUCAUAUGCUCUUACUAGUCAUCAGAGACUGCACACAGGUGAGAAGCCUUACUCCUGUUUUGACUGUGGGAAGUGUUUCUCUCAUUUAGGUCAUCUUAAACAUCACCAGCGCAUACAUACUGGAGAGAAGCCUUACUCCUGUUCUGACUGUGGGAAGUGUUAUACUAGUUCAUAUGCUCUUACUAGUCAUCAGAGACUGCACACAGGUGAGAAGCCUUUCUCCUGUUUUGACUGUGGGAAGAGUUUCUCUCAUUUAGGUAGCCUUAAACGUCACCAGCGUAUGCAUACUGGACAAUAAUACCGGACAUUUGACACUGGAGCGUAAUUUUGACAUUUGACAAGCUUGACCGAGAGGAUAAGCAAGUGUUUUACAGCAUCAAGCAGUUCAACUGUCUGUUUUUGAAAUUACCACGAAUUAAGAUAUGUCUUGUUAGAAUAUGGGCGUGAGAAACAUAACACAACACAAAGUGCUUAUUUACUUUAACAAAAUACAAUAGAUGGGUUGUGGGUCCCACACAUCCUGUCCAUACCUCCUGAUAGGAGUUUUCCAUGUGACUGUCAGACUAAAUGAAUAGACCCAUGGUAAGUAGGUUGGUACAUAACAUUGUGAGAAAGCCUGUCUUUACCGGAUGAUUCACAUGUAUUUUAGUUCUAUUCUCAGAUUUUGGAGAUGUGCUGGAGGAUAAUAGACAGUAUAAUGGUUUGCUAUGAUCACUGACCACCUCCUAUGUGUCCUGGCAUAACAUACGGUGUUAACUUUGUAAUUAUUGGAGAACAUGUAAGAACUAUGGAAGAUCAACAUCAUGUUUUAAAUAAAGAUUCUCCCCUGACUACUAGUUGCAUUCAUUUUUUUCAUGGAUCAAAAGUGGACUGAAUCUAACCUGAUUGCCCAGGUUACCGCCACCCCGUCACAGGACACUAAAUGUUCAUUGUAAAUUACCUUCAAGAUAGAUGCAAGCCUAUACUCGGAUCAAACCAAGAUCUCAUCAAAAGAUUGAGAGCCCUAUGAUCUGUUAAUUAUGUGCUUAUUGAUCCAGGUCGCAUCAAGAUCACUUUCACAGAU